AUGCCCAACGUUACGUCUGAAGUUGAGAGGAGGUACUCCUCCUCCACCGACUCCUCAGUGGCGGUCACAGCUGGCAGCUCAAACUCCCACUCGAGCUCCAGCCCUGCAACAACGACCUCAAUCCCAGACCAGCACCAGCAUGUGCAGGAGAGCCAGAACCAAGCACCAGCCCCAGCCCAGAUUCCACACCAGGACCACCAGCACCACCAGUAUCAACAUUGCCACCACCAGCACCCGGACCAGUACCACCCGGACCAGCACCACCCGGAUCAACAUUACCACCACCACCACCACCCCCACUCCCCCCAAUUCCUCCGCCUCCAGUCCACUUGGAUCUACCACCUCUACGCCGUAGAACAGGCCCGCCUCUCCUUCCUCCGCGCCGCUCAAAUCCACGACACCACAUGGGAUCAACUGAACCACAUCAUCUCCCGGUACCAUACCAUGUCGGAGGACGACCGCCAGUGGCUCGUAGCCCAAUUCACUUGGGACGAACGGCGCCUUUUGCGCGAGGCAGAGUGGAAGUUGUGGGAUUUGGUAAAUAUUGACCAUCCAAGGCUGGUAGAGAUGGUGAGGGCGUAUGCGGAGGGGGUGUGGAGGGAGAGGGAGGAGGAGAUGGGUAGACAAAGACAGAGGGAGGAGAUGAGGAGGUGGGAGGAGGUGGUUAGGAGGGAGAGGGAGGAGAGGGAGGAGAGGGGGAGGCAGUUGGAACGGGUGGAGGUGGAGGAGAGGAGGGUUAGGUUGGAGAGGGUGGUGCAGGAGAUGGUUAGACGGAGGGAGGAGGCUAGAAGGUUGGAGGAGAUGGGUAGGAGGCAGAGGGAGGAGAGGGAGAGGUAUUUGGAACGGGAGAGGGAGAGGAGACGGAGGGAGGUGGGGGAGUUUGAGGCGAGGCUGAGGGGGGCAGAGGUGGAGGAAUCCGAGGAGCGGCCGAGGGGGAUGGGGAGGGAGUUGAAGGACGCUAGUAGGAGGAACGAGGAGAGGUUUAGGAGGUGGAUGGAGGAGUCGAGCAGAAGGGAGGGGGAGGGGUUUAGAGGAGGUUGCGAGGACUGUGGGAGAGGUGAGGGUUAG
Messenger RNA from Neurospora tetraspora, 1068 nucleotides. RefSeq lists its product as uncharacterized. Bases 1 to 1068 code for a protein of 355 amino acids. The transcript has a single exon. The record is from RefSeq and is a predicted model, not a curated record. NCBI's taxonomy places the organism in Eukaryota, Fungi, Ascomycota, Sordariomycetes, Sordariales, Sordariaceae.